GCAGUACUAAAUUCCAACCAGUACACAAUAGCCCCCCUUAAGAAAAACCAGGCUGUUUGCUAUCUUCAGUUUCUAAUGCAUCAGAACGGCUCUGUUUAUGCUGCUGUUCAUAAUACCCUAAUCAGUAUG
Tuber aestivum (summer truffle) is the source of this 129-nucleotide messenger RNA. Lineage: Eukaryota; Fungi; Ascomycota; Pezizomycetes; Pezizales; Tuberaceae. The record is from the annotation of a GenBank genome assembly.